Messenger RNA from Phymastichus coffea, 1307 nucleotides. It is a transcript of the gene or, whose product is annotated as AP-3 complex subunit sigma-2. The coding region runs from base 556 to 1131 and encodes 191 amino acids. The record is from RefSeq and is a predicted model, not a curated record. The transcript is spliced from 3 exons. Gene Ontology annotation, cellular component: AP-3 adaptor complex; membrane coat; intracellular membrane-bounded organelle. Gene Ontology annotation, biological process: intracellular protein transport; Golgi to vacuole transport. NCBI's taxonomy places the organism in Eukaryota, Metazoa, Arthropoda, Insecta, Hymenoptera, Eulophidae.
UCAUGGAUUCAUUCUACUAAUCAAUAGCUAGUGACUGGCAAGUUUGAAUUUCAUUACGUUAUAAAAAUAAUUUGGUCAGUCGGGGGUACGCACGUGCCACGUUAUAUAGGAUAUCUCGAUCGUUUCAUGCAUGCAGAAAUUUAUAUGACAACGAGGUUAUACUUGUUACUUGUCAAUAUUGUGUAUGCAAAAAAAGUGCGCGACGUGCUUGUAAUCGUAUAAAUUCGAUAACAUGAAUGGCUCUACAUAAUCAAUAACUCAAAAAGGUCAACUGUUUCGAAAUACAAAAAAAUGAACAUAGGUAUCCCAAAAAGUAAAAGAACAUGAUUAAAUGAAGUGUUUCAAAAGUUUUUUGUUUAUAUGUGAUGGUGAAUGCUUUUUAAGAAAAAUGUUAUCUGUAACAUAAUGUUUAUUGUGAGACAUAUUUGGUAUAAUUGUUAAAAUUUUCUGCAAUUCUGUUUAUCGUGAAUAAUUUAUUUGUUCAUCUAUAGUCAAUUCUAACCUAUCAAUUUAAUACGUAUUUUAACGCACAAAAACUGGAAAAACAAUUACAAAAUGAUCAAAGCUAUUUUAGUGUUCAACAAUCAUGGGAAGCCACGCCUCACAAAGUUUUACCAAUAUUUUAAUGAAGAUAUGCAACAGCAAAUAAUAAAGGAAACUUUUCACCUAGUAUCUAAAAGAGAUGAUAAUGUCUGUAAUUUUCUAGAAGGAGGCAGCCUAAUUGGAGGGUCAGAUUAUAAACUAAUCUACCGACAUUAUGCCACCUUAUAUUUUGUGUUCUGUGUUGAUAGUUCAGAAUCUGAACUUGGCAUUUUAGAUUUGAUUCAAGUUUUUGUUGAAACACUUGAUAAAUGUUUUGAAAAUGUAUGUGAACUUGACCUGAUUUUUCAUGUAGACAAAGUUCACUACAUUCUUAAUGAAUUAGUUAUGGGAGGAAUGGUAUUAGAGACAAACAUGACUGAAAUUUUAACAAGGAUUGAGGACCAAAACAAAUUAGAAAAACAAGAGGCUGGAAUCACAGCAGCUCCAGCUCGAGCAGUGUCAGCCGUAAAGAAUAUGAAUAUACCACAACAAAUUAAAGAUAUGAAAUUACCUGAUUUACCACAAGCAAUUAAGGAUCUUAAGUUCUGACCAGCUGUCGCCUCAUUGCCAAGUUGAUUUAAAGUUGUAAAAUAUGAACAUUUAGUUAAUGUUACAAAAAAAGGAUUUGUUUCUCUGAAAGACCAUGGGAAAAUUCCAAUCAUGUAUGAUUCUUCAUUAUUUAUUUUGUCAUUAGCACUUCUACAUCGUUAUCAAGAGUAAGACUU